AUGCCAACAGAGUUCAUCAGUCUCACAUUUCCCAAUGGCUCUACGGAGCUCAACCCCAUUCCGGGCGCCGGCAUUGACCUGGACUACCUGAUCCGGUACGCCCGAACCCUGGACGACUAUGAAUUCAAUUACACCCUGGUGCCGUACGGCUCAUCCUUGUAUGACCCUUUCACCGUCGGUGCGACAAUCGCGGCUGUGACGAAGAAGCUCAAGGUCAUCAUUGCCCUGCGGCCGAACACGUUGUACCCCACUGUCGCCGCCAAGGCCCUGGCCACACUCGACCAGGUCAGCAGGGGUCGCGCCGUGGUGCACUUCAUCGCCGGCGGCAGCGACGCUGAUCAGGCUCGCGAGGGCGACUUCCUGAACAAGGAGCAGCGGUAUGAGCGGCAAGAAGAGUACAUCAAGAUUCUGCGUCGCGCGUGGGCAUCCUCGGAGCCCUUUGACUGGGACGGCAAAUACUACCAGUUCAAAGACUUCAGCAACGGGGUGCGGCCGUUCAACAACAACCACAUUGACGUCUCGGUUGGCGGCUCCUCUGACGAUGCGUACCGCAUCGGCGGCGCGCUCGCCGACAUUUUCGGCCUCUGGGGCGAGCCCCUCAAGGAGACGAAGGAGCAGAUUGACCGCAUCUACGCCGAGGCCGAGAAGGCGGGCCGCACCGACCGCCCGCGCAUCUGGGUGACGUUCCGCCCCAUCGUCGCCGAGACGGACGAGCUGGCCUGGGCCAAGGCGCACCGGACGCUGGACGCGCUCAACAAGAACAGCUCCAAGGGCACCGGCCUUAAUGCGCCGGCCGCCGGCGCGCCCCAGAACGUGGGAUCCCAGCGUCUGCUGGAGAUCGCCAAGCGUGGUGAUGUGCAGGAUCGCGCCCUUUGGUAUCCAACGGUGACAGCCACGAACGCGCGCGGCGCUUCAACGGCACUGGUUGGUUCCUAUCAGACCAUUAUCGACUCCCUUCUGGACUACGUCGACCUUGGCGCGGAGCUCAUCUCCAUCCGAGGGUACGACAACUACAACGACGUUGUCGAUUAUGGGCGGUACAUCCUGCCAGGCGUGCGGGCUGUCCUGAAGCAGAGGGAACAAGGCACAAAUGGUGAACAGGGCGUGAAUGGUGCUUCCAGCUGA
Verticillium dahliae VdLs.17 is the source of this 1125-nucleotide messenger RNA. Its product is annotated as alkanesulfonate monooxygenase. NCBI's taxonomy places the organism in Eukaryota, Fungi, Ascomycota, Sordariomycetes, Glomerellales, Plectosphaerellaceae. The record is from RefSeq and is a predicted model, not a curated record. The transcript has a single exon. Gene Ontology annotation, molecular function: oxidoreductase activity, acting on paired donors, with incorporation or reduction of molecular oxygen. The coding region runs from base 1 to 1125 and encodes 374 amino acids.